AUGCCUCCAAGACCAUCAUCUGGUGAACUAUGGGGCAUCCAUUUGAUGCCACCAAGGAUCCUUGUAGAGUGUCUUCUACCUAAUGGAAUGAUAGUGACUCUAGAAUGCCUUCGUGAGGCCACACUACUGACUAUCAAGCAUGAACUCUUCAAAGAAGCAAGAAAAUACCCUCUUUAUCAGCUCCUUCAAGAUGAAUCUUCUUACAUUUUCGUAAGUGUUACACAAGAAGCCGAAAGAGAAGAAUUUUUUGAUGAAACACGGCGACUUUGCGACCUGCGGCUCUUUCAGCCUUUUUUAAAAGUCAUUGAACCAGUAGGCAACAGAGAAGAAAAGAUUCUUAAUCGGGAAAUUGGUUUUGCUAUUGGCAUGCCUGUCUGUGAAUUUGAUAUGGUUAAGGAUCCAGAAGUCCAGGACUUCAGAAGAAAUAUUCUUAAUGUUUGUAAAGAAGCAGUGGAUCUUCGAGAUGUGAAUGCACCCCAUAGUAGAGCAUUAUAUGUCUGUCCGCCAAAUGUUGAAUCUUCACCUGAACUGCCCAAGCACAUAUACAGUAAACUAGAUAAAGGGCAAAUAAUAGUGGUGAUAUGGGUAAUAGUGUCCCCGAACAAUGACAAGCAGAAAUAUACCUUAAAAAUCAACCAUGACUGUGUUCCUGAGCAAGUUAUUGCUGAAGCAAUCAGGAAAAAAACACGAAGUAUGUUGCUGUCAUCUGAACAACUAAAACUCUGCGUUUUAGAGUACCAGGGCAAGUAUAUUUUAAAAGUGUGCGGCUGUGAUGAAUACUUGCUAGAAAAAUAUCCUCUGAGCCAGUAUAAGUACAUAAGAAGUUGUAUAAUGCUUGGCCGAAUGCCCAACCUGAUGCUCAUGGCUAAGGAAAGCCUUUAUACCCAGCUGCCACUGGAUACCUUUACAAUGCCAUCUUAUUCCAGGCGGAUCUCUACAGCUACACCAUACAUGAAUGGCGAAGCUUCAGCCAAAUCUCUCUGGGUCAUAAACAGUGCUCUCAGGAUAAGAAUUCUUUGUGCCACCUAUGUAAAUGUAAACAUUCGAGACAUUGACAAGAUCUAUGUCCGAACUGGUAUCUACCAUGGAGGAGAACCAUUAUGUGACAAUGUGAAUACUCAAAGGGUACCUUGUUCCAAUCCCAGAUGGAAUGAAUGGCUGUCAUAUGACAUGUACAUUCCUGAUCUCCCACGUGCUGCUCGGCUUUGCCUUUCCAUCUGCUCUGUUAAGGGCAGAAAGGGUGCUAAGGAGGAACACUGCCCAUUGGCUUGGGGAAAUAUAAACAUGUUUGAUUAUACAGACACUCUUGUGUCUGGGAAAAUGGCUUUGAAUCUGUGGCCUGUGCCUCAUGGGCUGGAAGAUCUGCUAAAUCCUAUUGGCGUUACUGGGUCAAAUCCAAAUAAGGAAACUCCAUGUUUAGAGCUGGAAUUUGAUUGGUUUAGCAGCCCUGUAAAGUUUCCAGACAUGACAGUGAUUGAAGAACAUGCCAAUUGGACUAUAUCUCGAGAACUAGGGUUUAACUACAGCCAUGCGGGGCUGAGUAACAGGCUAGCUAGAGAUAAUGAAUUAAGAGAAAGUGACAAAGAGCAACUCCGUGCAAUUUGUACUCGAGACCCUCUGUCUGAAAUUACUGAGCAAGAGAAGGACUUCCUUUGGAGCCACAGACACUAUUGUGUAAAUACCCCAGAAAUUCUACCAAAACUACUUUUGUCUGUUAAAUGGAACUCUAGAGAUGAAGUAGCCCAGAUGUACUGCUUGGUAAAAGACUGGCCUCCAAUCAAGCCAGAACAGGCAAUGGAGCUUUUGGACUGUAAUUACCCUGACCCAAUGGUGCGAGCAUUCGCAGUUCGGUGUCUGGAGAAGUAUUUGACAGAUGACAAACUGUCUCAGUACUUAAUCCAACUAGUACAGGUUCUGAAAUAUGAGCAAUAUUUGGAUAAUCUGCUGGUGAGAUUUUUACUCAAGAAGGCACUGACCAAUCAAAGGAUAGGACACUUUUUCUUUUGGCACUUAAAGUCUGAAAUGCACAAUAAAAAUGUAAGCCAGAGAUUUGGUUUACUUUUGGAGUCCUACUGUCGAGCAUGUGGGAUGUACCUAAAACAUUUGAGCAGGCAGGUGGAGGCUAUGGAGAAACUGAUAAACCUCACAGAUAUUCUCAAGCAGGAGAAGAAGGAUGAGACACAAAAGGUACAGAUGAAGUUUCUUGUUGAACAAAUGAGGCGGCCAGAUUUCAUGGAUGCUUUACAAGGCUUUAUUUCUCCUCUUAACCCUGCUCAUCAGCUGGGAAAUCUCAGGCUUGAGGAGUGCAGGAUUAUGUCCUCUGCAAAAAGGCCACUGUGGUUGAACUGGGAAAACCCAGAUAUUAUGUCUGAACUGUUGUUUCAAAACAAUGAGAUCAUCUUUAAAAAUGGAGAUGAUUUACGCCAGGACAUGCUGACACUUCAGAUCAUUCGAAUUAUGGAAAACAUCUGGCAAAAUCAGGGUCUUGAUCUACGGAUGUUGCCUUAUGGCUGUUUGUCUAUUGGUGAUUGUGUGGGACUUAUUGAGGUGGUGAGAAGCUCUCAUACAAUUAUGCAGAUUCAGUGUAAAGGUGGUCUAAAGGGCGCAUUGCAGUUCAACAGCCACACAUUACAUCAGUGGCUCAAGGACAAAAACAAAGGAGAAAUGUAUGAUGCAGCUAUUGAUUUGUUUACACGCUCUUGCGCUGGCUAUUGUGUUGCUACCUUCAUAUUGGGAAUUGGUGAUCGUCACAAUAGUAACAUCAUGGUGAAAGAUGACGGACAACUGUUUCACAUUGAUUUUGGACACUUCCUGGAUCACAAGAAGAAAAAAUUUGGUUACAAACGAGAGCGUGUGCCAUUUGUCUUAACGCAAGAUUUCUUAAUAGUGAUUAGUAAAGGAGCCCAAGAAUGUACCAAAACAAGGGAAUUUGAAAGGUUUCAGGAGAUGUGUUAUAAGGCUUACUUAGCAAUUCGGCAGCAUGCCAAUCUCUUCAUAAAUCUCUUCUCCAUGAUGCUUGGCUCAGGAAUGCCAGAAUUACAGUCUUUUGAUGAUAUUGCGUACAUUCGAAAGACACUUGCACUGGACAAAAGUGAACAAGAAGCUCUAGAAUAUUUCAUGAAGCAGAUGAAUGAUGCUCAUCAUGGUGGCUGGACAACGAAAAUGGACUGGAUCUUCCACACAAUAAAGCAGCAUGCCUUGAACUGAAAUGAAAGUGAAGAAUUUAAAAAACUGAUAGCCCACUUAUGGGUGCUACACUGCACUGUUAAUAUUUGUCAGCAGCAAAGACUGGUUGCAUUGGAAUUGCACAAACCACAGACGGCAUUAGAA
Molecule: messenger RNA, 3330 nt
Organism: Emys orbicularis (European pond turtle)
Lineage: Eukaryota; Metazoa; Chordata; Testudines; Emydidae
Gene: PIK3CA
Product: phosphatidylinositol-4,5-bisphosphate 3-kinase catalytic subunit alpha
Exons: 20
Coding region: 1-3207 (1068 amino acids)
Biological process (GO): phosphatidylinositol 3-kinase/protein kinase B signal transduction; phosphatidylinositol-mediated signaling; cell migration
Cellular component (GO): phosphatidylinositol 3-kinase complex, class IB; plasma membrane; cytoplasm
Molecular function (GO): 1-phosphatidylinositol-4-phosphate 3-kinase activity; 1-phosphatidylinositol-3-kinase activity
Source: RefSeq, a predicted model, not a curated record